UCCAUACAACCUCAGGCAGCCAGGAUGAUGUCCAGACACAAGGACAGCAGCCAUGAAGUACACCACAGGUCUUGAGGAUGCAAUGGAAUUUCCACGGUUCACCUUCAAUCCAAAAGAGGGGAUCGACAAUCCAGCCUUGGUCAUCUCGGACGACCCUGAGCCAGACCUGAGUCCGGUACCCCGCCUGUGCCAGAUAAAGUGCAAAGAGGGCCAGAGUUUUGGCUUCCAUCUGAGUAUGGAGAGGAGCUGCCGGGGCUAUGUUGUCCGCCAGGUGGAUCCGUGGAGUCCUGCAGAACUCAGUGGGCUCAGGGACGGGGACCAUGUGCUGGAGGUCAACGAGGACUUUGUCGACAACAUGGAGUUCCCCAGGGUGGUGCAGAGGAUCCAGGCGUGUGGGCUGCAGCUGUUCCUGCUGGUUCUGAAGGGGGAGGAGUAUAAGGAGGCACUGGCCCAGGGACUGGACCUCCAGGCUCUGACCAGGGCUUACCGGGGGGAGACGUGUUCCCGGCCCAGGCUGUGCCACAUCACCAGAGACCCUGUCUUAGGUCUGGGGAUCAGCAUCAUCCCCAUUGAAGGUCAGAAGGGUCGAUACAUGUUGAGCACAGUAAGUGAGGGUCCUGCAGAGAGGGCAGGGGUGCGUAGUGGAGAUAGACUGGUGUGGAUCAACGGUUCCAUGGUGUCAACGCUCACCUAUUCAGCUAUCAGUAAAAUGGUAAACAUACAGACCCUCCUUCUCGGAACUGCUCUUGGUAAACAAACUCACAUGGCAGAUGUGUGUGUGUCUCUGUAUGUGUCUCUGUAUGUGUCUUCGUAUGUCUGUGUGUGUGCACGUGCGAGCACGUUCCUCAUUUCUCCCUCAAGUUUAGCUCUUUAUACUGCUCAGGUGAAGAAAUGUAGCGUCUAUGUGACCGUCCUAGUCAUCGACAGAGAAAGUGAAGCGAGCUACAUCCGGCGGAAACUGCCCAUCUUGCCUAUCAUGGCCGGCUCUCACAACCUGCCACACAGACCCACAACGAUGCAUCUGGUGCAGGGGUCAGAUGGAUACGGCUUCCUAUUACGACAAGAGAGGUUGUCAUCAGGGGGUCGUAUUGCUCACGUACUCCGUGAGGUGGAUGUGGGGAGUCCAGCAGAAGAGGCUGGUAUGCAGGAUGGAGACUUGCUGCUGGCGGUCAAUGGGCAGCCUUCAGAGUCCAUGCAGCAUGAGGAUAUUGUCAGGAAAGUGAGGAAGAGUGGCAAGCAGGUUAGCCUCACCACCAUACCCAUACAUGGAAGAGACUUCUACACACAGUUGGGUAUAUCUCCCCUGCUAUUUCAUGAGGACAAUCUGCCAGAAGGAGAGGGGAAGAGGAAGACACAGUCCCCUUGCACUGAGAUUCAGGAUGGGCUGAGGAAAAGCGAGCAUGGUUCACUUCCCUGUCCAAGACUCUGUGUCCUCCAGAGAGAAGAAUCUGGCUUUGGGUUUAAUCUGGGCUGUGUUCAACAUGAGCCAGGAACUUUCAUAGGCCAGGUGGUGGUAAAGGGCUCAGGACAUAGGGCUGGACUGUGGGAAGGGGAUGUAGUUGUGGAAGUGAAUGGCCAGAAUGUAGAGAAUGAGUACUUUGAGGACGUUGUGAUGCUGAUAAAGAAGAGCGAGUCGUCUUUGAAAUUACUGGUUGUGGAGAGGUCAGGGUAUGAGAGAUUCAAACAUAGUGGGCUUCCAAUCACUCCUGGGGUCAUACUCCACAGCACUCAGGUUUUAGAGAAAACGAAUGACGCUUUCUUGUGAUGGAAUGCUGAGAAGUGACCCAAGUCAUUAUGAAGACAACAUUAGGCAUCUCACCUAACAGAGGAGGAUCUGGCACUGACACAGCAUCAACAACAAACAGCUGCAGUCACUCAUUCCUGUGCCAAUGGUAACACAGCUAAUCAAUGCAGGAUGAAAUCAAUGAAGCUGUUCCCUCUACUUCUGAAUACAACCUGAAAGAGAAGGGCUGAAAUAGAUGCUUGGCCUGGGCUACGUCCCAAAUGGCAUCCUAUUCCCUAUAUAGUGCACUACUUUUGACCAGGGCCCUAUGGGGGGGAAAGGGUGCCAUUGGGGGCACAACCAUGGUGAGUCUGCUUCCAUUUGAAACAUGUCAGAUGAUUUAAUCCCUUCUCUCCACAUCUCCCAAUCUCCCAAUCUCACAUGUCCUCUUUGUCAGGACUAUGCCGAUAGAGCUAUGCCAUGACCUGCUUCUUGCAAAGGAGGAUUUGCAGAGUAGAAUGCACACUGUUUAAAUUGUUGAUAUCUCAUGUGUAUGUGAUGGGAUAAUGAAGUUUAGGUUUAUUCUAAGGUGAAAUCAGGAUAAACAAAAUAAGACGGGAAAAACAUCAGUGGGGCUCAUUUGAGAAUAUAUGAUCAUUAUUGUAUGCGAUGAUUCAAGGAGGUGCACAAAGUUUAAAGAUCUAUCAUUAAGCACUUGACGAGCCAUACAAUUGCAUAAAACUAGUUCAAUGUACAGUAUAUAGCUAUGCAAGUAUAGACAAAAUUAUGUCUUGUUUAUUUUGAGUAUUUACGUUUUUUGCUUCUAAUGUGUUGAUCCUUGUUUGUGUCAUCAAACAACACAAAAUUAUAAAGUCCAUUACAAGCUGAAUUAUCUGAAUUCUGAUGGGUAAAGGUGGAAGGAGAUUCAGUGAGUAUCUACAGUGCACGCACAAUACCUACUUUAACCUUUGCAGAAUUUCAUAUUAAAGCUAAUUCUGAAGAUAGCCUGACCAGGACUCGAACCUGGAUUCCUUCGAUACAUUUACCAUUACACUAAGAGGUCUUAACCUCUUGACGAGGUCGUGCAAUCACUAAGGUCGCACUCAUGCAUUUCCUCAUCUCCUCUAUUUCUGCUGCAACGAUCUGAGAAGAUAUAUGGAAACCUACCAAGGAACCUGAUUCAACCUGUCCAGAUUUUAUUUUCAGAUCAUUGUCAAUGAAGGAUAACAGAAGAGGAGAUAAAGCAUCUUUAGACUAUAUUGAUUCCCCAUAGUGUACAUCUCAGUAGUCAACAAUUACCUAUAUUUUCCUUAAUCUUCUGUGAGAUUUAGUUGAGGUUUAGUUUAGGCAAGGUUUAGUUGAGGCCUACUUUAUCAGUCCAGACAAGGACACGUGGAGAGGAAACCACUUUGGACUAUUGAAAUACACCCCUGGAUGGUGCAAUAGCUUUGUUGUGGAUGACGUGGACAGGUUUCUUAAGGGAGCAUGGCAGCAGCGGGCAGCUCGAUACUGAGUUUCCUGAAGUCCCACAAGGAGAUGGAAGACAUUGUGUCGGAGGACCGGACGAAGAAGAGGGCGGAUGGCGAGAAGAAGCGAGGCGCAAGUUGCAAACCCGAACCGACUGCAAAAUACAAGCCGAGUACUUUCUCUUUUGGGUCAAGUACAGGAGAGAAAAAUGCAUGUUACGCGCCUGAAGACCCUGAGCAGCCGACGGAUAGUGAACUUCAAAUUGAUCCUGACAAAAGUGAGGAGAAAGAACCUGUGUCAUCAGGUGAGGUGAAGGUUUCCGAGCCUCACCCCAGUGAUCAGGAAAAUGUCCGAGAUGACUCUGGCACAGUGGGAGUACGAUUAGUGGAGAAAGUGGAUCCAUGCCUAUUGGUCGUCGUAUUUGUGGGGGGAACGGCACCUCCGUACCUUCAGGCUCUGAUCAGUCCCUACACCCAAAGGAGGGCAUU
Messenger RNA from Coregonus clupeaformis (lake whitefish), 3678 nucleotides. RefSeq names its product Na(+)/H(+) exchange regulatory cofactor NHE-RF3. The coding region runs from base 53 to 1765 and encodes 570 amino acids. Gene Ontology annotation, molecular function: protein binding; protein-membrane adaptor activity. The transcript is spliced from 10 exons. NCBI's taxonomy places the organism in Eukaryota, Metazoa, Chordata, Actinopteri, Salmoniformes, Salmonidae. The record is from RefSeq and is a predicted model, not a curated record. Gene Ontology annotation, cellular component: apical plasma membrane. Gene Ontology annotation, biological process: protein localization to plasma membrane.